ACAGCUCAGAGGGGCGAGGGGGAGCACAGCGGGGCAGAGACAGGGACAGAGGGUGUGAGGGGAAACAGUGGAGCAGCAACCAAAAUGGCCAGCAAAGUGAUGGACCUGAUCUACUGGAAGGACACAGAGCGAACAGGCAUGGUGCUAACAGGGUUAGUAGUGGGCCUGCUGUCCCUGUUCCAGCUCAGCAUCAUCACUGUGGUCUCCACAGUCUCCCUGGCUGUCAUGUGCUUCACCAUCUCUGUGCGCAUCUACUACAAAGUCCUCUACAUCCUCAGCUGGGGUGAUGGAGAACACCCCUUCAAGUCAUACCUGGACCUGGACAUCAGUUUGAGUGGAGAGCAGGCUGACCACCACAUGCAGAAAGCCAUCGUUAUGAUUCUGUCUGCUAUUGACAGUCUGAAGAAACUCUUUUUUGUCGGAAACCUCUUUGAAUCUUUAAAGUUCCUGGUUCUGAUGUACCUUGUGACAUAUCUGGGAGACCUGUGCAAUGGCCUUACUCUGCUCAUCAUCAGUGUGAUUGCUGUCUUUUCUCUGCCACUUUUCUACAGACAACGUCAGGAGCAGGUAGACAGCUUCAUUGCAAAAAUCCAGGCCAAAAUCAACAACGUCAAGGACAUUCUGCAAAGACUCGCCCAGGGUGGUGGCCCUCCUCCUGACCCGACUCCCGGUGGCGCCAAACCCAAAACCCAGUAAACACUCAUGGACAAGAACUGAAAGAGAAGCUACCAGAGUUACAGGCUGUCACUCAGAUGUCUUACCCAGCAGUCUGCGCUCAGAGCUCCAGAGACUGGGGAAGGGAUGGGACGUUAUAUAAACAGACGACAAUGAUGGGGAUUACGCAUGGUACUUAACACGCUAACUGUAUCUAAGUUAUGGGGUUAAGAGGUAAGGGUUGGGUUAAUUCUUAAUAAACGGUGAAAUCAAGGUGUAUGAAUGCAGGAUGAGACUGUUGCUGCUCACGUCAGAGACGGAAAGAUUCAACGAUGCAUCUUGUCAUGUGUGACCACCUUUGGAAAUGUUCACUGUUUUUAAUAUCUAAAAAUGACUUGUGAAGUAUUAGUUGAAAGCUGUAGUCCAAAUGAGGUACUAAUGACCAGAUAUUACCACACCGACAGCUACACACCUGAGAAAAGGGAACUUAGUUAUUAAGGUAAUUUAUGUGAGAGGACAAAAAAAAGACAGGGGUCAUCAUUAUUCAUGGCAGCAUACAAUUGGCAAUUUGGAUGCAUGUGUCUAUGCGACUGCACAUGUACAUUUCUGAAUGCAUAUUCAUUCUCAUGACUGUUUUAUCUGUGUGCGUGCAAGUAUGAGACGAGUGUGUGAGUGUGCGUGUAAUUCCUGACACACAGCUUCGCAGAAAUGAAACUGUUACCUACAAGCAAUUAAAGUCACAUUUCUUCUUUA
This is a messenger RNA of Thunnus maccoyii (southern bluefin tuna), 1407 nucleotides long. RefSeq names its product reticulon-2-like. The transcript has 7 exons. NCBI's taxonomy places the organism in Eukaryota, Metazoa, Chordata, Actinopteri, Scombriformes, Scombridae. The coding region runs from base 85 to 696 and encodes 203 amino acids. The record is from RefSeq and is a predicted model, not a curated record.